AUCUGGGAUGGCAUCCGUUUUAUAAAUAUAUUCUGGCACAUUUUCUUUCAGUUACUGGACACCCUCCCGGUGUGCCAAGAUUUUAAUCGACAAGUGUGCAACCGUCCCGCCUGCAAGUUUAUCCAUCUCAGUGACGGAAACGUGGAGGUGAUCGAGAAUCGCGUGACCGUGUGCAGGGACGCAGUGAAGGGCGCGUGCAUGCGGCCCCAGUGUAAAUAUUAUCACAUACCGGUCGCGUUGCCGCCAGCGCCUCUGAUGGCGAUCACAUCGCCUGCGACACCCUAGUUAUUCCUUCUCGUUUAGCGGAUCUGUAUGUAACUCACACGACACGACACGACGCGAGGCGAGCGGCGAGGGAGCCGGCGCAAGUCAAAGGGAAAUGAAGAAAGAAAAGAGAAGCGGAGCUCGAGGAAAGAAGAGAAGAGAAGAGAAGAGAAGAGAAGAGCACUUUCCGGAAGACACGGGGUUUUUUUGUUUCUUUUUCUGCCGGGUCGCGAAAUCGUCGAACAAGAAUCGACGAGAGAGAAACAAAGAAGAGAAACAAAACGAGACGUAUCAACGGGGAACGUGUGUUCCAAUGUUUUCUUCCUCGUCGUUCUCUUCGUCGUCGUCGAUGACAUCGAAAGCGAACCCCGAGACUCGAUUCUACUAUUUCAUCCUCCUCUGCGAAUCUCCUCCGAUGCGUAGGUUUUCGUCGAGCCCAAGAUAUAGAUCAGGAGAAAAAGGCUAGACCCGUAUAUAUAUAUAUAUCUCGAGCACGGAUCAAAGAGGGAAAGGAAACGACGGAGAAACGAAACGUCGUCGUUGAAGAACCAACUCGAACGAAUUCGUUUCUCUGCCUUGUGUCUUCCUCUUGUCUCCGUGCGAGCGCGGUCCCUCGAAGAUGAAAGGGAGGAGGACGUACGAAAUUAAAUUCGUUCGCAGAAACAAUAAUCCUCGGAGUCAAAGCAAGUCCUCGAAACGGGCUUCGUACGCGACGCAGCCGAUUGUCCUGCGAGAACGUGUUUCUCGAUGUCGGAGCGACCAAAAAAAAAAAAAAAAGAAAAAGAAAA
Frieseomelitta varia is the source of this 1052-nucleotide messenger RNA. RefSeq names its product zinc finger CCCH domain-containing protein 28-like. The annotation marks the transcript as partial. The transcript is spliced from 2 exons. Lineage: Eukaryota; Metazoa; Arthropoda; Insecta; Hymenoptera; Apidae. Gene Ontology annotation, molecular function: metal ion binding. The record is from RefSeq and is a predicted model, not a curated record.